GAAACGCAUCCCUAUGAACAACAGUUUGUGGCGAUCUACUGCAAAUUAGGAGUUGGGAUAGAAGCUCUCUAUGAACGGCGCAACAGCUGGUAGUAAUACCUCCCCGCAUUCACUAUCAGACAGCACGGAAAGCAAUAAACAGUCAAAGGAAAAGACUUCUAUUGAGAGCAAUGCCGUAAGGGCAGAGCAUAGUGACCCAGGCAACCAGAAUAACAACUCGAAAAUAUUUGUCGGUGGUCUUUCUUGGGAAACGACAGAAGAGACUCUACAAAAGUAUUUUGAAUCAUACGGUAGAGUGCUCGACUGUGUUAUUAUGAGAGACAAGCAUACAGGUCAUCCUCGCGGUUUCGGCUUUGUCACAUUUGAGAAGGAAGAAAGUGCUGAUCGAGCGGCAACGAAGCGUCACGAACUUGACGGUCGACAGGUGGAAGCCAAAAAGGCUGUGCCAAAGGCAGAGUAUAUCACAAGAAGUCAAGUAACAAAGCCGACCCGAAAAAUAUUUGUAGGAGGUUUGCCUCUUUCGUGUACAGAAGAAGAUUUUAUGGAGUACUUUGAAAGGCUUGGACAUGUUGUAGAAGCACAUAUUAUGUACGACCACCAGACAGGAAUUUCUCGAGGUUUUGGUUUUGUAACUUUUUCCAGUGAAGACAUGGUAGAAAAGGUCUUUGAACAGAGUCAACACGAAAUUAAAGGCAAAAUUGUUGAGGUUAAAAAAGCAGAACCUAAGCAUUUUUCAGAGGGUAGGAGAAUGAAGGAUUUAGGUGGAAAUUCAUACGAAAGGUAUCCUGAAAAGUUUCCCUAUUUCUCCAGUGAAGCUGGAGUAAAAGGACCUAUGAUGUAUCCUCCUAUGGAGGGAGCAGCCUUUGCUCCUUUUGCUCCUUUUGCAUUUACUCCAGCAAUGGCUGCACAGUACGCGCAAUACUACGGAGGAACUGUGGCUAGUUGGCAACAAUAUGCAGCAGCAGCUGCUGCUGCCGCUGCAACUGCUGGAAUGGGUUAUUAUAAUGCUGGAUAUCCUGCGGCAGGGGAGAUGCCGGCAUAUGCCUAUCCUUCAUCAGCUUAUAGUAAUGAUUCAGUUUCUCAACAAGACAGUGACUCGAGGAAAAGUGGCCGAAGCAGUGGGACAAGUCGUAGAAAUCUUGGAAAGAACGAGCGGUAUCAUCCAUAUGAGCGCUAAAUGAAUGUGAAUGUCGAAGUUUUACGUUGU
Molecule: messenger RNA, 1207 nt
Organism: Galdieria sulphuraria
Lineage: Eukaryota; Rhodophyta; Bangiophyceae; Galdieriales; Galdieriaceae
Product: heterogeneous nuclear ribonucleoprotein A1/A3
Exons: 3
Coding region: 71-1177 (368 amino acids)
Molecular function (GO): RNA binding
Source: RefSeq, a predicted model, not a curated record